Messenger RNA from Ipomoea triloba (trilobed morning glory), 1248 nucleotides. RefSeq names its product uracil phosphoribosyltransferase-like. The record is from RefSeq and is a predicted model, not a curated record. Gene Ontology annotation, biological process: uracil salvage. Gene Ontology annotation, molecular function: uracil phosphoribosyltransferase activity. The coding region runs from base 110 to 976 and encodes 288 amino acids. The transcript is spliced from 11 exons. Lineage: Eukaryota; Viridiplantae; Streptophyta; Magnoliopsida; Solanales; Convolvulaceae.
GCCCUCACCAUAGCCUACGUACGACCGUCUUCGUCGGACUCCAAAUGCUAAUCAAAUUUGUAUCCAAUCUUCAGUAGCUACAGUUCUGUUCAGCUACGCAUCUCUGAAAAUGGCGUGCUCUUGUGGUUUUACUAUUCCUCCCAAUCUCAACCUUAAUCUCCGCCUCCGGCAACAACCUCCUCCUCUCUACUCCGCACCCUAUCGCCUAAUCCUCUCCCCACCUUCUCUGCAAUUGCAAUUGCAGGAUCAUUUUUUGCCUCGCAAUAGUAGGCGCAAAUUCAGCACUGCCGUUAAUUGCCAAACAACGACGGAGAGGAGAACAAUGUCUGAAGAUAGGAUGCUGGUGUUUGUUCCGCCGCAUCCUUUGAUAAAGCACUGGGUUUCAGUUCUCCGGAAUGAGCAGACGCCUUGCCCCGUUUUCAAGAGUGCAUUGGCUGAGCUAGGGAGAUUGUUAAUUUAUGAAGCAUCAAGAGAUUGGUUGCCAACCAUAACAGGGGAGAUCCAAACACCAAUGGCUAUUGCCUCAGUGGAGUUUAUUGAUCCAAGGGAACCAGUAGCUAUUGUUCCCAUAUUGAGAGCUGGGCUUGCUCUUGCAGAGAAUGCAUCAUCAAUUCUACCUGCAACAAAAUAUUAUCACAUAGGAAUUAGCAGAAAUGAAGAAACACUUCAACCAGCUGUAUAUUUGAACAAGUUGCCUGAGAAAUUUCCUGGUGGUUCUCGUGUCUUUGUUGUUGAUCCUAUGCUGGCUACAGGUGGAACAAUAGUUGCAGCUAUCGAUUUAAUAAAGGAGCGUGGAGUUGAGAACAAGCAGAUUAAAGUGAUAUCUGCUGUUGCUGCUCCCCCAGCCCUUCAAAAACUUAGCGAGAAAUUCCCAGGGCUACAUGUAUACACUGGAAUUAUCGACUCCGAGGUUAAUGAGAAAGGAUUUAUAAUUCCCGGUCUUGGAGAUGCUGGUGACCGUAGUUUUGGCACAUAAACGAAAUCAGAGUAGCUAGGUCCCAACACACAAACCCAAUCUGAGUUUUGAACAGUUCAACCAAUUUUCAAGAAACCUGGGAAAGAUCUCCCAGGAUCCAUUCAGUAGCAUAUCUUACUUGAUUUCUUCUAUUUUAGCAGCUUAUACAGAAUCUCAAAAACUGCAAUGAAUAUAUAUAGUCUUCCACGAGGGACAAUCUUAGACUCAUGUGCGGCAUGAAGUACAAUUGUUGACUCUUGAAUAAUUUCUAUAAAAAGCUUGAUUUAUUUGAA